CAAUCUCAGCCUCCACUAUAGCAACAGUCUCCGAGCGUUUUACACUAUUUCAGACUGCACAUCAAAACAUUAGAGGAAAACAACGCGUUACGGCCAACGGAAGUAAUCGUCACUGCACUCUAAAUUCAUUUGAAACGCACACAAUUGCCCGCGGACCUGCAGACGGCCCGAGCGCAGAGGAUGGCGAAUUACCGGGCGUUUCACACGCAGCUCGCGACCAUCAUGGAGACGCUGACGCGCGCGGCGGUGGCAGAGAUCUGCGAGCUGGUGGACGACGGCUACGCCGUUUUACACCUCGAGAUCUCGCGCCACCAGAAAGAAAACGAGGAGCUCCGACGGAAACUCCAGCUCAUAGAGUCUAUCGUUGCAGCGCGGAGCUUCUGUGACGAGAACGCAUCAGUUCGGGACGCUCGGUGUGACAGCAACGCUCGCGAAGUGCCAGUGAGCAGACAAACGUCCGGAGGAGAAUCCACCAGCCGGGGUGCCUCAGCGGAGUCUCGCGAGGAAGGAGAUCUGAUUCAGAUCAAACAGGAAGGUCUAGAGCAGACACCCCUCGGAGAUGAAGACGAGGAUGAUGAUGAUGGUGAUGAUGGUGAAAGUGCCUCUGCAGUAACUCACGACUCUCCCAAACCAGAAGUGUCUGAAAUUUCAGGGCAGGAUUCCCACAUGCUUGCACACUCCCCCAUGCACGACCCGCACUGUCACACACUUUUACACUCCCCUGAGCAAGACUCUCGCUCUCAUACACUAGUAUUCGCAGACACACACUCAGGUGCCGACGAGUCCCAGCACUCCAGUGUCGAUUUGACGGUUUCGGAUGAUGCUUCCUUCUCCCUCUCGCAAACCAUGUCGGAGACACAUGCCUCCCAUCUUCGAGUAUUUCAGGAAGAUUUGUGCGUGAAGCCAGAUCUGGAUCUGGUCUCCGACUGGGCCGCUCACUCUGUCCGUAACACACUCGUGCACUCACAGACCUCUCCGCAGAGGCUCGGUGGGUCAGAUCCACUUGUAUCCCAUGGUUCCUCUUUGUUUGCUAAACAGAGGCUGGUCGCCCUGGGGCACGUCCCAGGACUUAGUCUAUAUGGGCGACUGGGCACUUUGCAGGUAGGCGGAGCCAACAAGAGACACUUCAUCUGCUCGAUUUGCGGGAAGAGUUUCACAACGUCGCAGAGUUUGGACACACACAUGCGCAUUCACACGGGGGAGCGGCCGUAUCGCUGUGAGCAGUGCGGGAAGCGUUUUACUCAAUCUGGCCAUCUCACGGCUCACCAGACUGUGCAUACAGGGGAGAGACCGUACGAGUGCACACGCUGUGGGAAACGCUUCGCAGGAAAGCAGUACCUGCGCAUACACACCAAAAAACACCAUCCCGACUUACACACACUCUCACAUGUACCAUCACACACUCAGCAAGAAUCACUGCCUUGACUUUUACACAAACCGAGAGAAUCGCCAUAUUUGUCUAUUUACUUUUUUUAUAUUUAUAUACAUUUUAGUUGUUUUACGACAUGAAACACAAAAACCUGGGAAGCUUAUUGACUUUAUGUACCCAUGAGAAUCUUUCUGUUCAGUAUUUACUAAAACCUGCUUAUGGAAGCCAAUAAAUGUGGGUUAAAACAUCUAUGUGAGCCAAAACUCACAUUAAAGGGAUUGUUCACCCAAAGAUAAAAAUGACUUGAUCAUUACUAAGCCUCCUUGUAAGACUUACAUGUAAGACUUACUUUCUUCUGUUGAACACAAAAGAUAUUCUGAAGAAUGUGGUAACCAAACAACACUAGCCCUCACUGACGAACAUUUUAUGGACUCAAAACUCCGAGACAUUUCUCAAAAUAUUUUAUUUUGUGUUCUGCAGUUGAAAAGAGUCAUGUUCAGGUUUUGAUUGACAUGGUGAUAAAUAGAUGACAAAAUAAUGAGUUUGGGUGAGUUAUCACUUUAAGAUUCCUAAGGGCACGUGCACAGACAUCAACUUGACAUGUUCAAAAGGAAAUAUGCGAUUGCACUUAAAGAUGUACUUGAUGUACAGGGUAAUGUGUGGUUAUUUUAAUGAGUUUAGUGUAAUCUAAAUUAGAUGUAAUUAGAUUUUACAUUUAUAUUUGCAGUUUUAGGAGAAACACUAACUCUGUCAGUUUUAAUUAACAAAAAUAAAUGUUGGACAAAACAACUGCCUUUACGGAAAGUGUUUGUUACUUGAUAACUUAACUAAAUACUACUUAUAAAUGAACUGGCUAUCAACCCAGCUGAGAUUACCUGGAGCCAUGUUAAUAAUCAUGUUCUAAAGAAUCGCAAAGUUAAAGUUGAAAGAAGGGUUGGGUAUUGUUUGAA
This is a messenger RNA of Triplophysa dalaica, 2319 nucleotides long. Its product is annotated as zinc finger and SCAN domain-containing protein 12. Lineage: Eukaryota; Metazoa; Chordata; Actinopteri; Cypriniformes; Nemacheilidae. The transcript is spliced from 3 exons. The record is from RefSeq and is a predicted model, not a curated record. The coding region runs from base 181 to 1425 and encodes 414 amino acids.